Molecule: messenger RNA, 862 nt
Organism: Suillus plorans
Lineage: Eukaryota; Fungi; Basidiomycota; Agaricomycetes; Boletales; Suillaceae
Product: S-adenosyl-L-methionine-dependent methyltransferase
Exons: 9
Coding region: 40-669 (209 amino acids)
Source: RefSeq, a predicted model, not a curated record
UGAUUUUUGACUAGCGCAGGCCUCAGCUUCACCAGUCGGAUGUCCCUUCCCCACAAGAAUGAAGAGUAUGGUACCGAAGUGUACUGGGACAAGAGAUACGAGCAAGAAGCUGAGGAUGCCUCUUUUGACUGGUUCAAGACCUACGCGGAUGUUGCGCAUGACAUCCGCAAGUUCAUCCCCAGUAGAGAUGCACGCAUCCUAAUGCUCGGUUGUGGAAAUUCAAAGUUUUCAGAGGAUAUGUGGGAAGACGGGUACAAAAACAUUGUUAACGUUGAUUAUUCGCCCGUUGUGAUCGAGAAGAUGCGCAACCGGCACAAAGAUGCGCGCCCAGAGAUGACAUGGGAAGUGAAGGACGUCCGAACUCUAGACGGUCUAGAUGCCUCAUCCUUUGAUGUCGCCAUCGAUAAAGGAACAAUGGAUGCAAUGAUGACGUCUUCAACCGACGUCUGGGAUCCACCAGAGCAAGUAAUCAAAGACUGCACAGCAGAAGUAUCUCAAGUCAUACGUGUACUUAAGCGCAAUGGCAUCUUCAUCUACAUUACCUUCGGACAACCUCACUUCCGAAGACGAUAUCUCACUGGUCCUCAUAUAACACGAAAUACUUCACUUGAGAUCAACCAACUGGGAGAAUCUUUCCAUUAUUACAUGUAUACCCUGCGGAUGCUAUGAUGUUUCCUGAUUGAAGGAUUACAAAUCUAUCUGCUUGAUUAUAUUUCCCAUAUCAUCACGCCUAGAUACGGGAGAUGUGCUUAUAUGUACUGUACUGAGCGCUGAGCACCCACCUGCACCCACCCGCUACCGUGUCAACAAGUGCCAACAAUAGAUUAGAGUUGUCUUGAAUUAUGUAAGAUAUAAACCCCUA